This is a messenger RNA of Guyanagaster necrorhizus, 2636 nucleotides long. RefSeq lists its product as uncharacterized. The transcript is spliced from 14 exons. Gene Ontology annotation, cellular component: membrane. The coding region runs from base 117 to 2228 and encodes 703 amino acids. Gene Ontology annotation, molecular function: transmembrane transporter activity. The record is from RefSeq and is a predicted model, not a curated record. Lineage: Eukaryota; Fungi; Basidiomycota; Agaricomycetes; Agaricales; Physalacriaceae.
GUCCCGUCGCGCAGCUCUAACCCCUACUCGCCGCGCUAUUUAACAUUGAAAUAUGGAGAGAAUUUUCAGAGGCAUUCUCCUCUUUUUUUUGUGUCAUCCCAGUCCCCGCAUCUUCAAUGAAAGAGAAACAACUUCAGCUGGAGAACGUGUCGUCUCCUACGGAUCUCGAAGGCCAAGCGCCACGCAUCGGCAACGGUGAUGCGGCUCUGGCCGUCCUGGGUGAUAAAACUGCUCACAGAGAAAUUACUGCCGAAGAGAAUAAACGAGUACUUCGAAAGAUAGACAUGUGGCUCAUGCCUAUUACCCUUCUCGUGCACUUUCUGCAGCAGCUGGACAAGACUGGUUGGAACCCAAUAUAUAGCUGGCUCAGCAGCAUUGUGUACUUAGCACAGCUGAUAUGGCAACCCGCCUCCUCGUACUUCUUGGUCAAACUGCCGAUUGCCAAAUAUCUGUUUUUUAACAUUUUCAUGUGGGGAGCAGUGGUCGCAUGUACUGCGGCGGCCCAUGAUUUCAAGGGCCUGCUCGCGGGCAGAUUUUUCCUGGGAAUAUCCGAAGCUACAGUUGCGCCUUGCUUCAUGACAAUAAUGCAAAUGUGGUGGCGCCGACGCGAGCAAACGAUGAGACUGUCCAGAGGAAUCGGAAUGGUCGGUUCUUUGUUUGCAUGGGACUUGGUCGCAUCAGCAGAAAAUUGCAUGCAUAUCAGGGCCUUCCAGAGAAAAUCAAAUAUUUUAUAUUGCGUUCCGACGGUUGGUGCCGGCGACAUGAUCCCGAAGACCAUGGCGCGAGACUUGACCGCCGGCCCCGCAGAAACCAAGAACUACGCAGGCACUGUGAAAACGAAUGAGCCCCUCCGAGACACUGCAGUUGAUUUUCUCCAUCCUCUGGUCGAUGCAUGGGAGUUUAUGUGGAAUAUCAUGGAUUACUAUUCAUGCGUUUUAAGAGAUCGACCGGUCGGUAAAGGAAUACCACUGUUUAACGCUCAACCUUAUGAUUCCAUGCAAUUGAACGCUCAAUGCGCUAGGGAUGUCUUUCCUCUCCUCGAUGCGGCUAUCUUUAACGCCGAGGCUCCACUAUUGACUGAACUGCAGGGAUCCUACGGUCUUGAGCCAAUGCUUUGCAUGUUGAAGUGGCUUCCGUGGUCGUCAUCUAUGCGGGUGGAUCUGCUGGACGACUUACCUCAAUUGAUAUCCGCUCUCCGCAGCUACAGCCAAGGUACCAUGCGGUAUUUCAACAUUUCUGAAGGCCUUGUCGUGCGCCUACAUGAAUUCUGUAGUGACCAAGAGCUUGUGGCGACCCUUGAAGGGCGCGGAGAGGUUGGCAAGAGCCUUCGUAAUAAUAUGUCGCAAUAUGUGAGAGACAGCACCAUGCAUACCAGUAGCCAUGCAUUCGAUCUUAGGCCUAAAGGUAGAAAGCUAUGGGUCAGAACUGACUACAUGGGUUGGGACUAUCCUCGUAGGGAUGCCAUACUCCAUACUAAGGUUUACGUACAAUCUAUAACUCUACGCAUUGAUGCCUUUGGCCCACUGAUUAUCAGCAUUAACAGCUCAUCUAUUAUUCCAGAGGGAUUCGGUUUCAACGGUUUCAAGACAAUUCUAUUCAACAUUCCCUUCAGCGCAAUGCAAGCCGUCGUCACCCUCUUAGCUGCGGAAUUUUCGACUCGACUUAAACUGAAGUGGCCUGUGGUUUUCGGCCUCACUCUGCCUCCUAUUGCAGGUGCUUCGGGGCUUUAUAAGUUGGGACGAGGGACCGAGUUACGAAAUGCUUUAUUGGGAUGCUAUUAUGUUCUCUCAUUCAGAACCGGUCUUCAACCAAUGUUACAUAUCUGGAGCUCGCAGAAUACUGCUGGCCACGCGAAGAAGCUAUGUAACACGGGCAUAAUUUUCGUAGCACAGUACGCUGGAAACGUGACGGCAUUCCCUGACUCACGCCUUUUAUUGAACUUUAAAAAAACUUCUCCGCGGAUCGUCGGUCCCCUCUUGUAUACCACGGACCAGAAGCCGUACUACCACAGGGGACUUAUUGCCAAGGUGACAGCAGCGUAUCUGGCAUUCCUUAACCGAAGACAUGCCGAAAAACGUCGUCAGCUGGGGAAAGCGGGGAAUAUCACGGACAAGUCUUUGCGGAAACUUGACGACCAUCAUGAUAAUGACGAGGGAGAAGCCAAGUACGAUCAAUCUUUCGACGACCUGACGGAUAGGAAAAACGAAGAGUUUAUUUAUGUCUUAUGAAUUUGGAUAAUGCAUAUAUUUUUAUUACAUGAACUGUCCUGGACAGAAGUAAUUCGUAAAGGCAUAAUAUGCCAGUAAGAAAAUAAGGAACGGUACUGGUAAUUUCCUGCGCGCGAAUACUAUAACUUUGGAUUUGGCGUUGAUGGUCAUCAUCUGUAUUUGCCCCAUUAUACAUAUCUGUCCUGCCGGGCAACCAUGCGACAACAGUUGAUAUCCGUUGAGAGGUAGGAGACGCCGGCGGUACUAGUGAUCGCGCUGGUUCGAUCGGUCCGAUCGAGGGGCUGAAAGACAGACGUCAUACGGGGCGACGACGACGGAAUGACGUAUAUCCCGAUCACCCAAACCGGCCACCUCGACGAAUAUAUGAGGCGCGCAUUUCCAGCAACCCUCUCCAAACCAUUCUUUCUU